GGAUGAUCCUCGCAUGCCGACUGUUCGUGGUGUAUUAAGGAGAGGUAUGCAGGUGGAAGCAUUGAAACAAUUCAUAGUGGCCCAAGGAUCUUCUAGAACUGUUACAGCUAUGCAGUGGGAUAAAAUUUGGUCAUUGAAUCGCAGUAUCAUUGAUUCAAUAGCACCAAGGCAUACAACUUUAUUGUUAUCCAAUUUAAAUAAAGAAAAUGCUAUAUUAUCUUAUCAGCCAGUUGAAGUUGUGGUAGAAAAUGUUGAAAAACCAUAUAAGAUUGAGAAUGUCCCUAGACAUCCUAAAAAUCCCCAACUUGGGCUAAAAAAUUGUGUCUGGGCCACACCUAAAAUUCUUAUAGAUUAUAGUGAUGCAGAGUUAUUAGAAGCUGGACGUCGAGCAACGUUUAUUAACUGGGGCAAUCUUUUAAUCAAGCGUAUUGAAAGGAAUCAAAAUAAUAAUAAAAUAGAGAAAAUUUAUGCAGUAUCUGACCUUGAAAAUACAGAUUUUAAAUCUACAGUUAAGGUUACUUGGCUACCAAGUACUUCUGAUUAUUCAAAAUCUGAAGAAGCGUUGCCUAUUCUAGUACCAGUUGUUUGUGUUUAUUUUGAUCAUUUAAUCAGUAAAGCAGUAUUGGCCAAAGAUGAUGAUUUCAAGCAAUAUUUAAAUACAGAAAAUAGUCGUUGGGAAAUGCAAAUGUUAGGUGAUUCAGAGUUAAAAGAUUUAAAGAAAGGAGAUGUAAUCCAAUUACAACGUAGAGGUUACUUUAUAUGUGAUUCAACGUAUCAGCCAUUCAGUGUUCACACUGGUAAGCAAACACCAUUAGUGUUAUUUAACAUACCUGAUGGUCACACAAAAACAACUCCAAUAACUACUGUUCCUGCAGCAAUCGCCCAAAAUGAUACAAAAAAAACUACAAACAAGAAUGUUGACACAUUAAUCAUUCAAAUAAAUGAUCUAGCUAAUAAAGUACAUAGUAUGAAGGCUAACUUAGAAGAAUCCGUUAAAGUUCUUCUAGAUUUGAAAACUAGUAUAAAGAUAACGGGGCGAAUAUGGGAAGCAGUUAAAGUUCUACUUGCUUUGAAAGCCGAGUAUAAAAAUAUAGCAGGAGUCGACUUUCCUGCCGGUGGUAUUCCAACACCAAAGCAAGCUGAUAAAUCUAACUCUGAACAGAGUAAACCUUCAGUUGAUGCAAUAGUGACAAAAAUUAAUGAACAAGGAGAUAAAGUGCGAUCGAUGAAAAGUAGCAAUGCUUCUAAAAGCAGAUAUUGGGCAGUUAAAGUUCUACUUAGCUUUGAAAGCAGUAUAAAAAUAUAA
Molecule: messenger RNA, 1306 nt
Organism: Melanaphis sacchari
Lineage: Eukaryota; Metazoa; Arthropoda; Insecta; Hemiptera; Aphididae
Product: bifunctional glutamate/proline--tRNA ligase-like
Exons: 7
Biological process (GO): glutamyl-tRNA aminoacylation; translation
Cellular component (GO): methionyl glutamyl tRNA synthetase complex; cytosol; cytoplasm
Molecular function (GO): ATP binding; glutamate-tRNA ligase activity
Source: RefSeq, a predicted model, not a curated record